This is a messenger RNA of Cannabis sativa, 390 nucleotides long. RefSeq lists its product as uncharacterized. Lineage: Eukaryota; Viridiplantae; Streptophyta; Magnoliopsida; Rosales; Cannabaceae. Bases 1 to 390 code for a protein of 129 amino acids. The record is from RefSeq and is a predicted model, not a curated record. The transcript has 2 exons.
AUGGCUCCUUAUGAUGCAUUAUAUGGGAGGCCAUGCAGAUUGCCAUUGCGUUGGGAAAAACUAGAUCAGCAUGUCACUAUUGGUCCCAAGAUUAUUACAAGUACUGAUGAGAAGAUUAAGGGAAUCCAAGAGCAACUUAAGGUUAUUCAGAGUCGUCAGAAAACCUAUGUUGAACUCCAUCAACGAGAAGUUGAGCUUGAUGUUAGUGAUUAUGUCUUCUUGAAAGUUACUCCUAUUCGUGUUGUAACGAGAUUUGAAGUGAAAGAAGAUGUGACAUAUGAAGAACAACCUGUCAGGAUCUCGUCGAGAAAUCUAAAAUCGUUAAGGAACAGAGAGAUUCCAAUAGUCAAGAUCUUAUGGCAGAACCACAGAGAAGACAAUGCUACUUAG